Rhineura floridana is the source of this 5042-nucleotide messenger RNA. It is a transcript of the gene DNAH9, whose product is annotated as dynein axonemal heavy chain 9. NCBI's taxonomy places the organism in Eukaryota, Metazoa, Chordata, Lepidosauria, Squamata, Rhineuridae. Gene Ontology annotation, cellular component: dynein complex. The record is from RefSeq and is a predicted model, not a curated record. The coding region runs from base 68 to 3493 and encodes 1141 amino acids. Gene Ontology annotation, biological process: microtubule-based movement. The transcript has 19 exons. Gene Ontology annotation, molecular function: dynein intermediate chain binding; minus-end-directed microtubule motor activity; dynein light intermediate chain binding.
CACUGCAAAGACCAUCUCCCUUGCAAAUCGCCUGGUGAGAAUCACUGGAUGACGUUUGGGCUGCUGUAUGAAGACCAAAUUGCAGGUUGGGGGCCUGGCCUCUGAAAAUGUGAGAUGGGCUGAAUCAGUGAAAGACUUCAAGCUGCAAGAGAGUGCACUGUGUGGAGAUGUCUUAUUGAUAACUGCGUUUGUCUCUUAUCUGGGUUACUUCAGCAAGAAAUACAGGCAGGACCUAAUGGACAGUGUGUGGAAACCAUACCUGCACCAGCUAAAAGUUGCAAUCCCCGUGACUCCCUCUUUGGAUCCUCUAAUGAUGCUGACUGAUGAUGCUGACAUAGCAGCCUGGCAGAAUGAAGGGCUACCGGCUGACCGCAUGUCUACUGAAAAUGCCACCAUCCUCACCAGCUGUGAGCGCUGGCCACUCAUGGUAGAUCCCCAGCUCCAGGGCAUCAAGUGGAUCAAAACCAAGUAUGGUGAAGAUCUCCGAGUGACCCGGAUUAGACAGAAAGGGUAUCUUGACAUGAUAGAGCAAGCCCUUGCUGCUGGCGAAGUUGUUCUGAUUGAGAACUUGGAAGAAUCUGUUGACCCAGUCCUAGGUCCAUUGCUUGGUCGUGAGACAAUCAAAAAAGGAAGGUACAUUAAAAUUGGAGAUAAAGAGUGUGAGUAUAAUCCCAAUUUCCGCCUGAUUCUCCAUACAAAGCUUGCGAACCCCCAUUACCAGCCAGAAAUGCAAGCACAGUGCACCCUCAUCAACUUCACUGUGACUAGGGAUGGCCUGGAAGACCAGUUGCUGGCAGCAGUUGUUAGUAUGGAGAGGCCUGACCUGGAAGAACUAAAGUCUGAUCUCACAAAGCAGCAGAAUGGAUUCAAAAUAACUUUGAAAACUUUAGAGGACAACUUGCUGUCCCGCCUCUCCUCUGCCUCAGGGAACUUCUUGGGGGAUACAACUCUAGUGGAGAAUCUGGAAGUCACCAAACAGACAGCUGCAGAAAUUGAAAAAAAGGUCCAGGAGUCCAAGGUGACAGAAACAAAGAUUAAUGAGGCAAGGGAGCAUUACCGUCCUGCAGCAGCCCGUGCCUCCCUGCUCUACUUCAUCAUGAAUGAGCUCAAUACCAUCCAUCCCAUGUACCAGUUUUCCCUAAAGGCAUUCAGUGUGGUCUUCCAGAAAGCAGUUGCAAGAGCCUCUCCAGAUGAAAACCUGAAAGAGCGAGUAGCCAACCUAAUUGAUAGCAUCACUUGCUCUGUGUUCCAGUACACAACUCGGGGUCUGUUCGAAUGCGACAAACUGACUUACACAGCCCAAGUCACUUUCCAGAUACUUCUGAUGAAUAAAGAAAUUAACGCAACAGAACUUGACUUCCUGCUGCGAUAUCCUGCCCAGCCAGGAGUUACCAGUCCAGUAGAUUUUCUGUCAAGUCAGUCAUGGGGUGGCAUCAAGGCUCUGUCAUCCAUGGAACAAUUUCGCAACUUGGAUCGGGACAUUGAGGGUUCUGCCAAACGCUGGAAAAAGUUUGUGGAGUCCGAGUGCCCUGAAAAGGAGAGGUUUCCCCAGGAGUGGAAGAAUAAGUCAGCUUUGCAGCAACUGUGUAUGAUGAGAGCCAUCCGUCCUGACCGCAUGACAUAUGCUGUCAGAGAUUUUGUGGAAGAAAAGCUUGGCAGUAAAUAUGUGGCAGGAAGAUCUCUGGAUUUUGCAACAUCAUUUGAGGAGUCUGGACCUGCAAUCCCAAUGUUCUUUAUCCUCUCACCUGGAGUUGACCCCCUGAAGGAUGUAGAGAAGCAUGGGAAGAAACUUGGCUACACAUUUAACAACAGGAAUUUCCACAAUGUCUCGCUUGGACAAGGCCAGGAGGUAGUGGCAGAGAAAGCCUUAGACCUCGCUGCAGCGGAGGGACAUUGGGUUAUCUUGCAGAACAUCCACCUGGUGGCCAAGUGGCUGAGUUCCCUGGAAAAGAAGCUAGAGCAGCACAGUGAAGACAGUCACCCUGCCUUUCGUGUCUUCAUUAGUGCAGAGCCUGCAGCUUCACCCGAGGGCCACAUCAUACCACAGGGCAUCCUCGAGAACUCCAUCAAAAUUACUAAUGAGCCCCCAACAGGAAUGCAUGCCAACCUCCACAAGGCUCUGGACAACUUCAACCAGGACACCUUAGAGAUGUGUACCCGUGAGAAUGAGUUUAAGAGCAUCCUAUUUGCCCUGUGCUACUUCCAUGCUGUGGUAGCUGAAAGACGCAAGUUCGGGCCACAGGGCUGGAAUCGUUCAUACCCCUUUAAUACUGGAGACCUGACCAUUUCGGUUAAUGUUCUGUAUAAUUACUUGGAGGCUAGUUCAAAGGUUCCCUAUGAUGAUCUGAGGUACCUCUUUGGAGAGAUCAUGUAUGGAGGACACAUUACAGAUGACUGGGACCGACGUCUCUGCAAGACCUACUUGGAAGAGUUCAUCAAGCCUGAAAUGCUGGAGGGAGAAUUCUUGCUGGCCCCAGGAUUUCCCCUCCCAGGGAACGUGGACUACAACAGCUAUCACCAGUAUAUAGAUGAUUCCUUGCCUGCUGAGUCUCCAUACCUUUAUGGCCUCCAUCCCAAUGCAGAAAUUGGCUUCUUGACCCAAACCUCAGAGAAGCUGUUCCACACUGUUUUGGAGUUGCAGCCUCGUGACACCAGCCUUGGAGAAGGUUCAGGAGCCACCAGGGAAGAGAAGGUGAAGGCACUGCUGGAUGAUAUCCUGGAGAAGCUACCUGAUGACUUUAACAUUCCUGAGUUGAUGGCCAAGGUGGAAGAGAGGACACCAUACAUUGUUGUUGCAUUCCAGGAAUGUGAACGUAUGAACCUCCUUACUAGUGAGAUCAGGCGGUCACUGCGGGAGCUCGACCUGGGGCUAAAGGGUGAAUUAACCAUGACUAGUGAUAUGGAGAUGUUACAGAAUUUCAUCUUCUUAGACACAGUACCUGAAUCAUGGACCAGGAGGGCUUACCCUUCCAUGGCUGGUCUGGGUGGCUGGUUUGCUGAUCUUCUCAACCGUAUCAAGGAGCUGGAGACAUGGACUGGGGACUUCAUGCUACCCUCUGUGGUGUGGUUAGCAGGAUUCUUCAACCCACAGUCUUUCUUGACAGCUAUAAUGCAAUCCACAGCCCGAAAGAAUGAGUGGCCUCUGGACAAAAUGACCUUGCAAUGUGACGUGACUAAGAGGAACCGAGAGGAUUUCACCAGCCCCCCACGGGAAGGUGCAUAUGUCCAUGGCUUAUUCAUGGAGGGUGCACGCUGGGAUAUGCAGACAGGGUUGAUUGCUGAUGCUCGGCUAAAGGACCUGACUCCAUCAAUGCCAAUUAUUUUCAUUAAAGCCAUCCCUGUCGACAAACAAGAUCUCCACAACGUGUACCCAUGUCCUGUGUACAAAACCCGCCAACGGGGCCCAACCUAUAUCUGGACCUUUAACCUGAAGACUAAAGAGAAACCAUCCAAGUGGGUUUUGGCAGGAGUGGCACUCUUCCUGCAAAUUUAGACUCCAGUUCACACCCUCGUUUCCUAACAGACUCCUCAGUAAAGUCACUGCUUCUUAGCUGGAAAUUUUUCACAGAAUGGCUACCCAAUCUUGGGUCACAUUUGUGUGUUCAACAUUCAAAGAGUGAAGCACCAUGUGUUCAGUUGCAUAUGUGUGUGUGAGCCUUAUCAGAUUACACUUCAAGUUUAAUAGAUUUUUAUUCUGCCCUUCAAAUAAAAUUCACCAAUGUGGCUGACAUACAAUAAAAAUACAAUAUAAGUACAUUCUAAUAUAUUAAAAUUUAAUCUAGCCAGUAAACACAGCAUAAAACCCAAUCUACUUAGCAUUAGAAAUUCUUUAAAGGCUUAAGAAAAUUAAAAGGUCUUUGCCUGCUGCUGAAAGUAUAGCAACACAGGCACCAGUGAGGGCAUUCCAUAUAGACAGGCUGUCACCAGUGAGAAGUCUCUCUCAUUGCCACCUGCCAUGUCUCAUUUGAUGGUGGCACCAAGAGAAGAUCCUUCAAUGAUGACUUCAGGAAAUAGGCAGGAUGAUAAGGAAAUUGGCAAUCCUUUGGGUAACCUGGUCACAAACCAUGAAGGGCUGUAAAGAACAAUACCAGUACUGAAUUGUAGCUGGAAAUAGCACAAAACCUUUGUACCUUCUAGCCAUUACCACAAAUGUCUAGUUUUCCAAUGAAACUAGCCCACAUGUGAGGCUGCAACUCAUCCAGUGGUGAGUAAUCAAAUGAUACAUAUGCUUGUGUGAACCGCCAUAGAGGUUGUGUUUAUACCAUCUUUUUAUACAUAGACAUAGUCUCAAGAAAGAUUUUUAAAAAUUUAGAUCUUAUAAAGUUAAGGUUACACAGAAAAAAAUGUCACCAUGACAGCAAGGAAAAAUUUUCUGGCUUUUUCUUCCCAUAAAAAAGAUUUUAUAAAUGCAUCCUGAGAGGCAUUGUCCUGAAACAGAAUAGUGCAUCUGAUGUAGCAAGAUUGGUUUAAAGAGGCUGCUGGGCACUGAACACCUUUGCAGAGAAAAUAUAGAUACAGGUGAUGAUCUCCACUUGUACAAAUGUGAAUGUUUCCUUUUUCUCUAGUGGAAUUGAUCAUGUACACUACAGGGUGACACACUGGGUUUUCCCACACACAGAGGAAGGAUUAAUUCUCCUUCAGCUACCCCUGAAAAAUGAUUAUCUUGCAGACAAAGCCAGUUAAAGAUUUGCCCUCACAUCAUGCAACAUUGUGAGGCAUAAAGGAGCAAAGUCUGACACCCUUUCUUUACAGAUUGUUCAUUUUUACAGAAGAUUACACUCUUGAAAUGCUGAGAGGGAAGUGAGUUUUCACAAAGCUAUUAAACAAUGUGAAGCCUGUAGUGAGGGAAGUAAACUUGUCAUUUAAGAGUGGUGUAAGUUUCCUAAUAAAACUUUGUGUCUGGUAAUUGCCUUUUUUGAAUGCUAACAGGGCUGUCUUGAUGUAGCUGCUUUCAGGACAACCUACAAGUUAAUGUGGUGUACUGCCAGCUGGUUGGGAAGAUGGGCAGAGUCAAGCAUUACUGAAAUCCAUGACAGGUUGGC